Messenger RNA from Cuscuta europaea, 4208 nucleotides. The record is from the annotation of a GenBank genome assembly. NCBI's taxonomy places the organism in Eukaryota, Viridiplantae, Streptophyta, Magnoliopsida, Solanales, Convolvulaceae.
AAAAUUUUCUUUUAUUUUUAUUUUUAAUUGUUUUAAUACUUUUUACAUUUUCGUAUAUAAUACAAUUUUAUUUUUAAUUAUUUUGAUAUUUUUAGAAUUCCAUUUUUCUUAUGCAUUUUUACAAUUUUUCUAUUUAAAAACUUAAAUUAAGCAAAUCCUAGAGCAUAGCUUGUACUCCGUAUUAUUUUAUCAAACAGGUGCACUAAAGAGGAAUCUUGAUGUGCGCUUCUUCAGAAUUUCUUCGGAGUAGAUUCCGGGUGAGUAUUAUGCUUUUACAUGAGCACUUGGUCUAUUUGUGAAAGAAAAAGUCAAUUAGUCUAUUUUUGAAUACAAAUCUAAAAAGUGUAAAUUAAAAGUAAUAUUACUUUCAUGUUUAAGGUUGCUUGUGAUAUUUUCCCUUAUUAAUUUUAUCUAGUUGUCUUCAUUGCUUUGGGGGGAGUUCUCCCCUUUUACCAUUUGAUUCUCUUCCUUCAUUAGAGCAUAUACCCCGUUCUCAUUCUAAGUAAAAUAUUUUUAUUUCUCAAAGAAAAGGUCCUAUUUUGGAAAUCAAACUUACUUCCGAAGUAUGAAUGAUCGGACUUUUUUUUUGAAUUAAUGCUAAUUAAUUAAUUAAUUACGAAAAUAAUGUUGGGUUAAAAGUAUUUAUUGAUAUACUGCUGCGAUUAACCAUGGUCGGGGUAAGUCGCCAAACGCUUGGGCGACUUAUAAGUCGCCAUCCGGUUUGGCGACUAAUAAGUCGCCCAACCGUUUGGUGACUUACCCUUAAAUUAAAACGCCGGGCCAAACUACGCCACAGACAGGUAAACAAAUUAAAACGCAGCGCAACGAGGAUGAGCGAGGACGAGCGAGGAGCGACGAAAACAGGUUCCAAGUCCGGCGAAACUCAGGCGAGGCCUCCCUAUCUUGUCAAUACUACUUCACUUCCAUCUUCUUCAACACUCUAGGUAAACAAAUAUCUCCAAUUUAUCUCAUUUUUCACUUUAGGGUUUAGAAUAUAGAAAAUUGGAUUUUGUAAAUUAGGAAUUCAUUUUUGAAUUGAUUUAUUGUGUAAUGUGAAUAUGUAUGAAGUGUUGAAUGUUGAUGUUGAAUUCAUUGUUAUAUAAUUGUUUUUAAACUUUGUUAUGUAAUGUAGAUUUGGAGGUAUGAAUUGAACUUUGUUAAAUUUUUGAACUUUAUUAAUGCUAAAAAAACUCAAAAAUUAGAAUGUAUUAUUAUUUUUAAAUGUUAUAUUUUUCCAUUUUUAAGUGUAUAUAUAUCAUAUAGGAUUUGCUUAAUAUGUUGUGAUGUCUAUGAAAUGAUUAAUUUGGGUGUAUGAAUUGUGUAUAUUAAUGUGUACUCAUGAAAGUUGGACAUGUAUUGUUAUUAGAAUAUGGAUUUCUCAAACUUUCCAAUCGUGUGUCAUUGGGGAGGGAACAUAUUUGAGGAAGGUGGGCCAAAUACGCAAUGAAGGUGGUAGAAGCAACUUUGUCAUUGUUUCUCAUGGUGCAUGUUUGGUCGAGAUGCUGCAAAAAAUCCAUGCAGCUACAAUGAUUCCUCUGAGCCGUUGUUUGCGAUUGGAAAUGAAAUUUCCCAUGAACGGGGGAAAUUACAUUCUUAUGCCACUUCUUGAUGAGCUAGCUGGAUCAAAUAUGUGGUUGAUAAUUCAGAUGGAGAGUAUGUCCACGCUGGAGAUAUACAUUGAGGAAUCCAUAUCUUACUAUUCUGCUACUCCAUCAACAUCAAAUUUUGUUGUACCUAGGCAUGGUGUCAAUGCAGGGAGCUCCUCAAAUGUUGUUGUACUGGAAAUUGUUAUAGAGGAAGAGGGUAGGUAUGUGCACAAUGGUGCAUCAUUUGUGGAUGGGCAGGGAAGUGAUGAUGAUGCUGACGAUAACAUCAUCGGUGAUGACAUGACAUAAUCUGAUGAAGAUGAUGGUGAUACUGUCACGGCAACUGCCCCGUCUAGCCGAUGUGUGGAUGAGCGGAGCAGGUAUGAAAAGGUUUACACCCGAAGGUGAGUUUGAGGUUGGUCAACAAUUUGACAACAAAGAACAAGUCCUCAAUAUGGUGAGCUUGUAUUCUAUUAAAAGGAACCAAUUUUAUCGGGUGUUGGAGUCCGAUAAACACAAAUGAGUUGCAGAGUGCAAGAGGAAGAAGGAACGUGAUUGCCCCUAGAGAAUACGCGCCACAAAAAACAAAGGCAACCUCGACAGCUUCACAAUUGUGCGUUAUCCUGGACCUCAUUCUCCUAGCUGUGUUGGCAACACGGACAAUACUGAUCACGUGGCGAUGACUUCUGAUUUCAUUCCUAAAGAUGUGAUUGACAUUCUUCGCACUGAUCUUUCCCUUAAAGUGCAUACUAUCAUUGAGCUGUUGAAGGAAAAGUAUGGGUAUACGGUAUCAUACAUGAGAGCAUGGAUGGGCAAACAGAAGGCCAUUGCAGAAAUUUUUUACGAUCGGGAGAAGUCAUAUUCUGAAAUGCCACAUUUCAUGACAGUGCUCCAACAUUCCAAUCCUGGAAGUGUUGUUCACUGGUACCCACCCCCUAUUACUCCAACAGGAUAUAUGCAAUUUCAGAUAGUAUUUUGGGCAUUCAAGCCUUCAAUACAUGGUUUUAAGCAUUGUCGACACGUACUUACUAUUGAUGGCACACACUUGUAUGGGAAGUACAAGGGUACAUUGCUUGUGGCUAUGGGUAGUGAUGCGAACAACCAAAUAUUUCAUGUGGCCUUUGCUGUUAUUGAAUUUGAGAAUGGGGAGAGUUGGCCAUGGUUUAUUGGAUGCAUUAGGGAGUUUGUCACUAAUAGGGAGUUGUGUGUCAUUUCUAAUCGACAUGUAGGUAUAGUCAAGGCUAUGAAUGAGGUGGGCAGUACUUGGGAGGAGCCUUAUGCGCACCAUAGGCAAUGUAUCCGCCAUCUUGCAUCGAAUGUUCACACUCAUUUCAAAGACAUUCACCGAAAAAUCUGUUUGUCUGGACCGCACGGCAACAUCCGAAAAAGAAGUUUGAUGGUGGGUUCAAGAAGAUAGGGGAAAUGCGGGUGGAGGCGCGACAAUUUUUGGGGAACAUUCCCUUGGAAAUGUGGUCAUUACACCACGAUGGCGGAUAUAGAUACGGUACAAUCACUUAUAAUCUGGCUGAGGUUUUCAACAGCAUGAUGAAAAAUGCCAGAUAUUUGCCCAUCACCGCUUUGGUCCAGGUUUCCUUUUUCCGCGUUAAUGCUUAUUUUGUUAAUAAGCGUGCGAGCAGUAAAGCAAGAGUGACUGAAGGCCAUGAGUACUCUCCACACAUAACGAAUUUGAUUGAAAAGAAUAGAGAGAAGGCGAAGCAUCACAGUGUUACUCCAUAUGAUAUAGCCCGAGGGAUAUACCAGGUGGAAACAGGAUGUGGUGGCCGAGCGUUGGGAAAGCGUGGGAGAAAACAAAUUGUCCAUCUGCGGCGGCGUACUUGCACCUGUAAAAAGAUGAAAAUGUAUAAGAUUCCAUGCUCUCAUGUAUUAGCCGUGUGCAGACAACGUAGUUUGCCUUCUCAUCCAUUUGUGUAUCCAUUUUUCUCAUCUGAACAAUACGCCGUCACAUAUCAAAGAGUCUUUAAACCCAUUCCUGACCGUGAUUAUUGGCCGACUUACUAUGGACCUGAAAUUGUGCAUGAUCCAUCCAUAGUUCGGGCUAAGGGAAGACCUAAGUCCACACGUUUUAAGAAUGAGAUGGAUGAAGGUCCCCGAGGAACGGUUAGAUGUGGAAUAUGUAAACAAACCGGCCAUAAUAGGGCCACAUGUGCAAAGAGAUCAUGAAGAGAUGGAGGGAGGUCCACUGGGUAAAGUCCAAAUUAUAAUAUUCCACAUUUGAUAGUAACGGUGCAUGAAAAAAAAUAAUUAGUAAAAUGUUAAUUAAAAUAAAAUAAAAUAAUACAGAAUUAAAAAUUAACUAAUAUCCUUUUAUUUUUUGUAGGCAUGGAGGUGUCAGCGGAUCCUAGGCCAAGUGAUCGUUCUGUCCUGGCGUAGGCGUAGGCAACAACAACAACAUUUUCAUGACCAAGAUGAUCAAGAAGACCAUGAGAACUUGUAGUUUGUCUUUUGUAUUGGAGUUUUUCUUGUACACUAGAUGUUGUAGGAAGAAUUGAAUUUAUUUUACGUAUUUCCACCUGUAAACUCUUUUAUGAUGUGUUGAUGUGUUCGAUUAUGAAUAGGAAAAAUUGAAAAUAAUAAUCCCAAUUAUUGCCAGCCCGCUAAAAA